Molecule: messenger RNA, 453 nt
Organism: Penicillium coprophilum
Lineage: Eukaryota; Fungi; Ascomycota; Eurotiomycetes; Eurotiales; Aspergillaceae
Product: Major facilitator superfamily domain general substrate transporter
Exons: 2
Coding region: 1-453 (150 amino acids)
Biological process (GO): carbohydrate transport; transmembrane transport
Cellular component (GO): membrane
Molecular function (GO): carbohydrate:proton symporter activity
Source: RefSeq, a predicted model, not a curated record
AUGAGUGGUAUCAUUGACGCUCAAGCUUUCACUGAUAUCCUGACCGAGCUGAAAGGAAAUGCAACUAUGCAGGGCACCGUCACUGCUCUCUAUGAGAUUGGUAAGUCUUCGAGAAUAAGCAUUGGUUCGGAUUUCCAGCUUGAUGCUAAGAUUACCCCAGGCUGCCUCUUUGGUGCCAUAUUCAUGCUCAUAUGGGGUGACUGGCUCGGUCGUCGUAGGGGUAUAAUCAGCGGUGCUAUAAUCAUGAUCCUUGGGGUGAUCGUGCAGGUGACUUCUUAUGCCGACAAGCAGCCCCUCGCACAGUUUACCAUCGGGCGUAUAAUCACUGGCGUGGGUAAUGGAAUGAACACUUCCACCAUCCCCACCUACCAGGCCGAGGGUGGUACCAUUGCGUUUGGUACACUGAUUGCUUAUUGGAUUGAUUUUGGCGCAUCGUAUGGCCCCCUGAUCUGA